AGUCCUCCUGCCUUCUGAUUGGCUGCGGCUCGGCCAGCAUGUGGAAACCCACAUCCAAACUUUCCCAGUUGAAGGAAAAGUGUGGAGAGUGGAGGAUGAAGCGAGCGGGCGGACGGACGCCAGCAGCAGCAGCAGUAGCAGCAGCGUGAGUGAGUGAGUGAGUGAGUGAGGGAGGAACAGGCAGAGUGAAGAGAACAGAGAGAGACACAGGAUGAAAUCAUAAUUAUAGAUUUCUAUAACUGUCUCCUGCUGGAGAUUUUUUGUUUACUUGAUUUUUGUUUGACAGUUUUCUUCACCAGUUUGUUUUUUUAAGAAGAAACUGAAGGUUAUUUUCAAGAACCUCUGGAUUUUACUCAGUUUUUGAAACUUUUUUGUAAAAAUGUCAGUUUAGUGAGAGGAUCAUUUUCUACCUCACGUCAUCAUGCUACUGGUUCUGCUUCUGGUUCUGGUUCUCUGCUCUGAGGCUCACUCCUCAGAGCCGUCAUCCAUCACCAUCCAGUACCGCGUUUGGGAGGAGCAGUUGCCCGGAGCGCAGGUCGGCCGGCUGCUGGAUGACCUUCGGCAGAGGGACCAAGGUGGACCCCUGGAGGAUUUCCAGGUGGUAGAACACGGGAAAGCCCUUCCCUUCUCUGUCAGCACUCGUGACGGUGUUGUCUCCACCCAAGGCCGGCUGGACAGGGAGGAGCUGUGCCGGGGCUCUGACCUGUGCGAGGUGGCCUUCAGUGUCUUGUACAGGAAGAGCGGUGCUGUAGACUGCCUGAGGGUUCGCGUGGAGGUGAUGGACCUGAACGACCACAGCCCCAGCUUCCCCAGUCCUCUGCAGGAGGUGGAGAUCUCAGAGACAGCCAGCCUCAGGAUGCGGAUCCCUCUGGACCGAGCGGUGGAUCCUGAUGCAGGGCCCAACAGCCUGCAGACCUACUCACUCUCCCUCAACCAACACUUUGCUCUGGAUGUGACGAUUGGUCCAGAUGGGACGAAACAGGCAGAGCUGGUGGUCAUUAAAGAACUGGACAGGGAGGUCCAAAGCUCCUUUGACCUCACCCUGGUGGCCUGGGAUAAAGGGAACCCGCCCAAAUCUGGGAGUACGUUAGUCCGUGUUAAUAUUCAGGACUCAAAUGAUAACAGUCCGACAUUUGAGGACGCCACUCCCACUGUGGAGCUACCAGAGGAUACGGCCCGCGGUACAACCAUCAUCAACCUCAAGGCUACAGACCCAGACCAGGGUGCCAAUGGAGAAGUGGAGUAUUCGCUCAGUAAGCACACCCGUCCAGAGGUUCAGAGGCUCUUCUAUGUCGAUCCAAACAAUGGAGCCGUGAGUCUCAGAAUGCCCCUGGACUAUGAGGCGCAACCCAGUUUUGAAGUAGUAAUCCAGGCCCGAGAUCGCGGGCCAAACGCUAUCCCAUCGCACUGCAAAGUGCACGUCAAGCUGAGAGACGUCAACGACAACGCACCAAGGAUACACAUGACCUGGACUCCGCCCAACUCGCCCAUUGCAACAGUGCUGGAAGGAGCACCAGAGGACACUUUUCUUGCUUUGGUGAUGGUCUCUGACGCUGAUUCAGGAGAUAACGGCAAAGUCACAGCACACAUUCAGCCGGGGUCCGGCCCUUUUCGCCUAAAGCACAUCCACGGCGACAAUUACAUGAUCGUAACCAACGGCAGCCUGGAUCGAGAGAAGGUCAUGCGGUACAACAUCACACUCCUGGCCCACGAUUAUGGAGAGCCUUCGCUUUCUUGUGUUAAACAACUGCCGGUUCACGUUCUGGAUGAGAACGACAACGCCCCGAUGUUUUUAACAUCCCACUAUAAAGCUUCCUUUAAGGAGAACAACGUUGCAGGCUACCAUGCUCUCAAAGUUGAAGCACAUGACGUCGACCUGGAGCUCAGUGGCAGAGUGUCCUACUUCAUACACAACUCAAAUGACGUGGACAGCGACACGCAAUCUUUCGCCAUCCACCCGACUAGCGGCAUCAUAAGCAUCCAGCGCCCUCUGGACUACGAGGAAUCUAACACCUACUCUUUCAUCGUGGAGGCCGUCGACCACGGUCAUCCACCUCUCACCAGCACCACGACUGUGCAGGUGGACGUUGAGGAUGUGAACGACAACUAUCCAAUCAUCAAGGAGCCGAAACCCAGGAACGGUGUGGUGUCUUUAAGUGUACCGGUCAAUGCAGACAGGGGGGAGAUCGUGACUGCACUGGGUAAUGAGAUGGAGGAGGCGUCGACCGAUUUGAAAAUCAAUCCCCUUGUCAGAGACGGACAUGUUGGAUUCCUUGCUUCCACCAUAAAGGCUGAAGACCCAGACUCGGGGCUCAAUGGUGAACUUCAGUAUUUUUUAAGUCAUGGAAACUCUCAGGGACUCUUCUGGUUGGAUCAGGAUUCAGGGCAGCUUUUUGUGAACACCACCAACGCCACUGAUCUCAUUGGUAAAACCUUUAAGGUGGACAUCACCGUAUCAGACAUGGGUUCCCCCAAACUGACUACCAAAGUGACUCUGGAGGUGAUGUUCAUCAAUCUCAAGGACCACCUGAAGAACUCAUCACCUGGCACCCGUGGACAACUAAGUUUCACCAUGAUGAUGGCGAUCUGCCUGGGCGCUACGUGUCUGCUGCUACUCCUGGCCAUCGCUUUGGUGACGACGUUCUGCCGCACGGAGAAGCGGGACAACCACGCCUACAACUGCAGACAGGCAGAAUCCACCUACACCCGCCAUCCCCGGCGCCCGCAGAAGAACAUCAGAAAGUCUGACAUCCAGCUGAUUCCCGUCAUCAGGGGACGGAAGGAGGAGCCUCUCGAGGAUGACAGUGAAGCUCAGCCACUGGCCCCGCCUCCAGUGAUGUCAGAGGAGAAACAAACCGAGAGACAGUACACCUUAAUGCCAUCGGUCAUGAACACGAGCUUCCACUCCCAAGGCUACCCAGAAGAGGAAGCUGCUCAGCCGCUCACGCAUCACUGCAGAACCCUUCGGAAACCCGGAAACAUUGAACUGGAUGGCUCUUUACCUCUGACCCCCGCCACAUCGUACCGGACUCUUACUCGCAAGUCCAGGAACACCUCGUCGUCCUCCACAGUCUCACAAUCGAGCACGUUAAAGCGCAAGACUCACCCAGAGGGGGAGGAGGCAGAAACAGCAUCGUCCGGAUCCCAGGCCACUCUCAGGAGACCAAAGACCUCGGAAGGCCGAGGAGGACACGACGCAGAACAUCGACAGAUGCUUCGGAACCUGGUCCGAUUGUCCAUGGCUGCAUUUGGAGACUCCAUCGAGCUCUCCGCGGCUUCUCCAGAAGUGCAGCAGAUCUCCCAGCUCCUCUCGCUCCUGCGUCAGGGUCAACUGCAGCCGAGGCCGAACUUCCGAGGGAACAAAUACUCCCAUCGAAACAGAUAUGGAGGUCAGGACUGCUCCGAUUGGCAGAGCACCAAAGACAGUGGACACGGAGAAAGUGAGGCCGGAGACAUGGACUGGGAACCAGGACGAGAUUCACCUAUAGACCCACAGCUGGAGGAGGGGCUUAACAGCCUGUUCAACAACCCUGACGACGUCUUCUCCGACGUCACUGACCCGUCCUGGAUGGCUAGACUGUCUCUCCCGCUCAGCGGCGAUUACCACGACAACGUUUUUGUCCCCACUGGACCGCCGUCCCCCGAGAGUGAGCUUCUGCCUCGGGACUGUUUGGACUCAUCGUCCUUCUCCACUUUUGGUAAAACUCCAGACAAGGACGGCCCACUGGGCGGGGCCCUGCUGUCCGAGGUCAGCACGCUGUUUGAGAUGCUGAUGACACAGAAGGCCGACGCCCACCCUGGCCCCCGACCGGACGUCCUGUACCGUCUCUCUGCGGCGUACCGGCGCUCGCUGGGCCUGGACGGCGGCGGUGGGGCCUCCGCGCCAGCAGGGGGAGCCGGAAACGCAGCGAGGAGCUCUGGGAACGCAGAGAAACGGACGGGCGCCGCAGCCGCGCCGUCAGGACUCUACCAGUAAACGUAACGUCUGUUCUCCAAACACUGGAAAAGACUGAGAGCUCAGGCUCAGAACAGGAAAUGAUGUCAUGUAGCUAGCUAAUUUCUAUAAGUGCAUUCCAGUUGUAGUCGGAAGUCAGGAAUUUCCGAGUUGAAGUUGGAAACUCGGUUGGACACUGAAACUUAGACGUACAUAGAGUGUGAAGAGAUUCGUGAAAGUCGUGAAUUGCGAUCAGAGACGUGACAGGAUGAACGUGAAGUCGGGUGAUGGAAAGGAAAGUGACUGUUAAGUGACAAUAAUUUGCCAAAGUACUUCUGAGCCAAUGAGGCUGCGACAUCCAUCAUAGUCACAUGACUGUUUUACGUAUAAUAACACCGAUUUUAUUCAGCAGCGGUUUCUUCCCUCAAAUCCUUGAAUUUUGUCAAAAUAGUUUGAAUUGUAGACGGUAAACAUCAUACAUCGUCUCAUUCCAAUCUAAAGCUAGUGGAGGCCGAUUUUUGUUCAUGUUCCAUUUUCAUCUUUUUUAUCGUAAGCGUAAAUUUGACCUUCUUUUAGCAACUUCCUGUGUGCAGGUUUUGACGGAUCAAUCUACAUUUUUCGUGAUGGGUAGUUAAUCACCCGAGUAUGUUCCCAUUUAAUUUUGGUAAGAAUCGACUCACCGAUGACGUCACAAUGAGCAAAACUGUAAAAUGACGUAUUAUGAAUUUUGAAAUUUAACGUGUAAAAACCUCAUUGAACAAGUUUACGUGUGUUUAUGUCAGCGACGUCUUCACAGAUCAGGAUGAUUUUUGUCAUGUUUAUGUAAAAUGGUGAAAACUAUAAGCAGGUAAAGUUCUAUAAAGAUCCAGAAAGUUCUUCUGGGUCAAACGUGGAUUUUUAAAUGAAAACAUUUCAGGUGCUGGUUUUGUGAUUAUUUUUUUGGUAAUGUAUAUAUUUGCAAUUAGGUUUGUCAGUGAAAACACUGGAAAUCUUAUAUUUGUACUUUUAUCCGUUAAAUAUUAAAAGUUUCUCCGUUUUUAUUGCGAUUUUAGAACUGUGGUCUGUAUAUAAACUGGGGAACUAACGAGGAGAUGAGCUGCAGCUGAGGAGAAGAGGGAAGAGUUUCUUUUUUUAAAGACAUACAUUUCUUUAAAAUGACUUUAUCACAGCGUAAUACGGUCAUUCACAGCCUGUUGUUGUCAUGUGAUCAGGUUUUAUGUCACAAUAACCUAAAAAUAUCUCGUUAUCAUGUGAAACUUUUCACGUUAUCAUGUGAUAGUGACUUAUUUUUGCAGUGACAGAGUUUUGUUUGAGAAAAACAGGAAACAGGAAGUAAAUCCAGCUCCACUCGUGUUUCUUUCACCUUAAACUAAAGUCACUCAGUCACAAACUCAGUCUAAACGAAAAUGUCACAUUUAAAUCAUCACAUGACUGUCGUUGUUGAUGCAGGACGGUUCAUGUACUUGUCAGUUUGCUUCUUAAAUUAUUGGUUUUUACUUUCAUCCAACACAUUUUUUCUCUUUUCCUAUUAUUUAGCUUUUCCUCUAUUUUGUACCAGAUUGGUGAAAAAAGCACUUUGUACAUAGUUUUUUGUGAAAUUUCUUGUAUUAAAAUGUUUUUUUGUUGUCAUUAAAAAACUGAUUUGUAACUUUUUUCUCCCAAUAAAACGUGUAUCAUGUGACACAAA
Solea solea (common sole) is the source of this 5621-nucleotide messenger RNA. RefSeq names its product protocadherin 12 (gene pcdh12). The record is from RefSeq and is a predicted model, not a curated record. Gene Ontology annotation, cellular component: plasma membrane. Gene Ontology annotation, biological process: homophilic cell-cell adhesion. The transcript has 5 exons. NCBI's taxonomy places the organism in Eukaryota, Metazoa, Chordata, Actinopteri, Pleuronectiformes, Soleidae. The coding region runs from base 422 to 3976 and encodes 1184 amino acids. Gene Ontology annotation, molecular function: calcium ion binding.